This is a messenger RNA of Torulaspora delbrueckii, 756 nucleotides long. RefSeq lists its product as uncharacterized. The record is from RefSeq and is a predicted model, not a curated record. Gene Ontology annotation, molecular function: oxidoreductase activity, acting on NAD(P)H, oxygen as acceptor. The coding region runs from base 1 to 756 and encodes 251 amino acids. The transcript has a single exon. NCBI's taxonomy places the organism in Eukaryota, Fungi, Ascomycota, Saccharomycetes, Saccharomycetales, Saccharomycetaceae. Gene Ontology annotation, cellular component: intracellular anatomical structure.
AUGGGUAAGGUUAUUUUAGUGACUGGUGCUUCCAGAGGGAUUGGUAAGUCAAUUGUUGAGGCUAUCUUAAACACCAGCGAUGAUGCUGUCGUUUAUGGAGUUGCUAGGUCUGAAGCUCCUUUGAAGGAAAUUAAGCAGAGAUAUGGUGACAGAUUCUUUUAUGUUGUUGGUGACGUUACGGAUGGUGUCGUGUUGAAGACAUUGGUCGACGAUGCUGUCAAGGGCCAUGGCAAAAUCGACUCUGUAGUGGCCAACGCAGGUGUCAUCGAACCGAUUCAGAAUGUUAACAACAUUGUCGUUGACCAGUGGAAAAAGCUGUUUGACAUCAACUUCUUUAGUGGCGUCUCGCUCGUUGGCAUCGCCUUGUCAUAUUUGAAGGAAACACAUGGUAACAUUGUCUUUGUCAGCUCUGAUGCCAGUGACACAUAUUUCGAUUGUUUGGGUGCAUAUGGUUCAUCCAAGGCUGCACUCAAUCAUUUCGCUAUGACGGUCGCUAAGGAUGAGAAGUCUGUUAAAGCUAUUUCAGUAGCACCAGGAAUCGUUGACACUCAAAUGCAAGGGGUGCUUAGGGAUAACACCGCUAUGCCUGAUGAAGCCUUGAGGAGUUUCGCAAAUCUCAAGUCGGAAAGUAAACUAGAUGAUUGUUCAGUCUCGGCUACUGUCUACGCUAAACUGGUGUUGAAUGGCAUUCCAGAUCAGCUAAACGGCAAGUACGUGAGUUACAAUGAUGAGUCUCUCAAGACUUUCCAGACUUGA